This is a messenger RNA of Musa acuminata subsp. malaccensis (wild Malaysian banana), 1595 nucleotides long. Its product is annotated as UDP-glucose 6-dehydrogenase 4-like. Gene Ontology annotation, molecular function: UDP-glucose 6-dehydrogenase activity; NAD binding. Gene Ontology annotation, biological process: glycosaminoglycan biosynthetic process. The record is from RefSeq and is a predicted model, not a curated record. Lineage: Eukaryota; Viridiplantae; Streptophyta; Magnoliopsida; Zingiberales; Musaceae. Gene Ontology annotation, cellular component: nucleus.
AUGGUGAAGAUCUGUUGCCUCGGAGCGGGUUACGUCGGCGGGCCAACCAUGGCCGUCAUCGCGCUGAAGUGCCCCUCGGUUGAGGUGGUGGUUGUCGAUAUCUCGGUAGCUCGUAUCGCGGCAUGGAACAGCGACCAGCUCCCCAUCUACGAACCAGGCCUUGACGACGUGGUGAAGAAAUGCAGGGGGCGCAACCUCUUCUUCAGCACAGAGAUCGAGAAGCACAUCGGCCAGGCCGACAUCGUCUUCGUGUCGGUCAACACGCCUACGAAGACCCGCGGCCUCGGCGCCGGCAUGGCCGCCGACCUCACCUACUGGGAGAGCGCAGCUCGCAUGAUAGCUGACGUCGCCAAGUCCGACAAGAUCGUAGUCGAGAAGUCCACCGUCCCCGUCAAGACCGCCGAGGCGAUAGAGAAGAUCUUGAUCCACAACAGCAAAGGGAUCAACUUCCAGAUCCUGUCCAACCCGGAGUUCCUCGCGGAGGGAACGGCUAUCCAGGACCUGUUCAACCCCGACCGGGUUCUCAUCGGCGGUCGCGAGACGCCGGAGGGGAAGAAGGCGGUGCAAGCGCUGAAGCAGGUGUACGCCAACUGGGUCCCGGAGGACAGGAUCAUCACGACCAAUCUGUGGUCCGCCGAGCUCUCCAAGCUGGCCGCCAACGCGUUCCUGGCGCAGCGGAUCUCGUCGGUGAACGCGAUAUCAGCGCUCUGCGAAGCCACCGGGGCGGACGUGGCCGAGGUGGCAUACUCCGUGGGGAAGGACACCAGGAUCGGACCUAAGUUCUUGAGCGCCAGCGUCGGCUUCGGUGGCUCCUGCUUCCAGAAGGACAUUCUCAGCCUGGUGUACAUCUGCGAGUGCAAUGGCCUCCCCGAGGUGGCCAGCUACUGGAAGGACGUGAUCAAAGUGAACGACUACCAGAAGAGCCGCUUCGUGAACCGGGUCGUCUCCUCCAUGUUCAACACCGUGUCGGAGAAGAAGAUUGCGGUGCUGGGAUUCGCGUUCAAGAAGGACACUGGCGACACGAGGGAGACGCCGGCCAUCGACGUCUGCAAGGGGCUGCUGGGCGACAAGGCCAAGAUCAGCAUCUACGACCCGCAGGUGAGCGAGGAGCAGAUCCAGCGCGACCUGGCGCUGAAGAAGUUCGACUGGGACCACCCGGUGCACCUGCAGCCUACGAGCCCGACGGCGGUGAAGCAGGUGACCGUCACCUGGGACGCGUACGAGGCUACCAAGGGGGCGCACGGCGUCUGCAUCUUGACCGAGUGGGACGAGUUCAGGAAGCUGGACUACGUGAAGAUCUACGAGAACAUGCAGAAGCCGGCGUUCAUCUUCGACGGGCGCAACGUGAUCGACCCGCAGAAACUAAGGAAGAUUGGCUUCAUCGUCUUCUCUAUCGGCAAGCCACUGGAUCCAUGGCUUAAAGACAUGCCUGCUGUGGUCUAAGUGUGACGAGCUUGUGAGAGAGAGAGAGAGAGAGAGAGAAAUUCCUAGGAGAGAGUGAGAUACCUUGUUGAUUUAUUUUGUAGUCUUUUUCUUCAGAUUAUAAUUAGGCAGGGGUAGGUCAAUGUGGUUUCACUGCCUCCUCCAGUCCUGCA